Cherax quadricarinatus is the source of this 1371-nucleotide messenger RNA. The record is from RefSeq and is a predicted model, not a curated record. Lineage: Eukaryota; Metazoa; Arthropoda; Malacostraca; Decapoda; Parastacidae.
AGGCCACAACUUGAGUCCACUCAGGCACUGUAAACGGUGAUAGUGUAGUCGCAGGCGUCGACUGUGUAAUCACAAGUGGAAGUUGCGACUCGUGGACACUUGUGAGUCUCAACGCCAUGGUUGCUCUAAAUCAAGACCCUCCUCCCUACGACGCCCAGUUGUCGAAUGGGAUGGUGAACAUUGCCUUCAGCGGUGAUGUUCCUUCCAAGACGUCGGUGGAGGAGAAGGCGAGGGAGAGCCAGGUGAAACAGGAGGACCUGGACGACCCUUGGGCCGUCACCGAGAUGCAAGCUGAUGAUGGCGUCAAGUGGGCAGACUUGACGACGGGAGAGAAGGUGAAACGAGUGACGAUCAACAUCUCCAAGGUAGUGCUGGUGCUGUGUUUCCUCUACUUCUUCAUCUGUUCCUUGGACUUUCUCUCCUCCUCCUUCAGACUCAUCGCCGGCAAGACCACAGGUGACGUGAUGAAUAACCAGUACGUGAAGAACCCCAUCGUGGGGUUGAUGAUCGGCAUCCUGGUCACUGUUCUUGUUCAGUCCUCCUCAACCUCAACCUCUAUCAUCGUUUCCAUGGUCUCAGCUGAAAUACUGGAUGUGCACACAGCCAUUCCUAUGAUCAUGGGAUCCAACAUAGGUACCUCUGUCACCAACACUAUCGUCUCCCUCACACAGAUUGGUGAACGCAACGAGUUCAGGCGAGCCUUCGCUGGGGCCACCGUUCAUGACAUGUUCAACUGGCUCUCAGUCAUCACACUUCUCAUUCUUGAAGUCACUACAGGACUCUUAGAGAAGAUAACCACAGCCAUGGUAUCUGACCUGGCUUGGGUCAGAGGCGGCGGAGAGAUAAAGAUGCUGAAGGUCAUCACAGAUCCAUUCACUAAGUUAAUCAUACAGUUAGACAAGGAUGUGCUGACAGCCUGGAGUACAAACCAAGGAGAGUUGGUUAACGAGACUUCACUUGUCAAGAGGUUCUGUAAGAAAGCGUGUAUGGAUCACUCCACUUCUGGAACAAAUGCCACAACAGCGCUGGUGGCCUCCAUAAAUACUGCAACAUCUAGUGGAUGUGUUAAAGUGGGUGUUCCAAACUCUUGCUACUUCGUCUUCUACCAGACAGUGUUAACUGACGCGCAAGUAGGCAUUAUCCUCCUUAUUGCCUCCCUCAUCAUCCUGUGCACAGCUCUCAUAGCCAUCGUCAAGAUUCUUAACUCCAUGAUGAAAGGAAAGAUGGCAACGAUCAUCAAGAAGACCAUCAACGCUAACAUUCCCUACUUCCCCUGGCUGACUGGCUACAUUGCUAUCCUGGUGGGCGCUGUUACUACCUUCAUUGUUCAGUCCUCCUCUAUAUUCACCUCUACCCUCACACCUCUCAUUG